Zophobas morio is the source of this 1338-nucleotide messenger RNA. RefSeq names its product antichymotrypsin-2-like. The record is from RefSeq and is a predicted model, not a curated record. Bases 99 to 1274 code for a protein of 391 amino acids. Gene Ontology annotation, molecular function: serine-type endopeptidase inhibitor activity. The transcript is spliced from 4 exons. Lineage: Eukaryota; Metazoa; Arthropoda; Insecta; Coleoptera; Tenebrionidae.
CUCAAGUAACACUUCGUUUCAAUCGAAACCUGUUCUUGUAAGAUCGUGGAGGAUGGUACGGAUGAAACCAGCUCAGUUUAGUCAGUUUUAAUUUCGCCAUGAAGACACUCGUGUUGUUUGCAGUUUUAGUCGAGUUGCUCGCGUUGGAGGAAACAACCUUGACAGAGUUCAAGUUAGGCAACAACCUUUUCACUUCAGAUAUAUACAAAGAACUGCUUAAACAACAAAGCGGAAACUUCUUAAUUAGCCCGUUUUCCCUCGAGACUGUCUUAUCCUUAACCUUGACAGGUGCGAGGGGUCAAAGCGCCGAAGAAAUGCGAACCAGUUUGCGUCUGCCUAGCAACGAAGUCGAAAUUUUUGAAAAACUUAUCUCCGAACUGAAAAGCGACAAGUACACGCUGCUUUCAGCCAACAAAGUUUACGUCAAAGACGGUUACCCCAUUCACGACGGGUUUAAAAAAAUCGCCACGGAGAAAUACCAAGCCGACUUCCAGAAUAUCGACUUCGGGAAAAAAGAAGAAGCUGUGAAAGAGAUCAACGAGUGGGUGGAAGCGCGCACCAAAAAUCGAAUCCAUGACAUCAUUUCGGCCAACGACAUUGACGAACUGAGCAGACUUAUCCUCAUAAAUGCGUUAUAUUUUAAAGGAAAUUGGUCAACACCUUUUCCCGAGGGACUCACCCAUCCUAAAGACUUUUACCCGAAGGAAACGGAAGCGGUUAGUGUUGAUACCAUGCACGUGACGGCGAGUUUCCACUAUUACGAAUGCACUGAAGUCGACGCGAAAUUUUUGGAACUGUUUUUCGAAGACCGGGAUGCCUCUAUGGUCGUAGUUCUCCCGAAUGAGAAAAACGGGCUCGGGAAACUCGAGAGCAAAAUCGAAAAAGUUUUCACGCCUCGGAAUUUCACCACGGAGCUGGUGCAAGUCAGCAUCCCCAAGUUCAAAGUCGAAACGUCUAUAGAGUUUGUCGAAAUUUUGAAAAAGUUGGGUAUGAGGAAGGUUUUCAACGGGAAGGAAGCCGAUUUGAGCGGGAUGGCUGGUGAGCCGGGAGAGUUGGAGAUCGGGAAAAUUCUGCAGAAGACUUUUAUUGAUGUGAAGGAGGGGGGAGUUGAAGCUGCCGCCGCCACCAUAGUUCAUGUUCCGGCUGUCAUAAGCGCUCUGGAACCCGAUUUACGCGUCCCGAAGAACUUUAAAGCCGACCAUCCCUUUAUUUUCUACCUCAAAGUCAAAGAAGUUGUUUUGUUCGGAGGGAGGAUCUUGAUUCCUGGAAAAUAAUAAAAAAAUGUCUUGAGGAAUUUUGUAACGAACAAAUAAACUAUUCCACUAUUUUUUAUUCAAA